Messenger RNA from Penicillium lagena, 324 nucleotides. Its product is annotated as glutaredoxin family protein. The record is from RefSeq and is a predicted model, not a curated record. The transcript has a single exon. Lineage: Eukaryota; Fungi; Ascomycota; Eurotiomycetes; Eurotiales; Aspergillaceae. The coding region runs from base 1 to 324 and encodes 107 amino acids.
AUGUUGCCCACGCGCGUCCUCUUUCAUGCCCGCCUCACCCUGUUUACUCGCGCGGGCUGUGGCCUGUGCGAUACAGCCAAAAAUAAUGUCAUGCAGCUGCGGAAACGCCGGCCGUUCGAGUAUGCCGAGAAGGACAUCAUGGACGACGCCAACCGGUCCUGGAAGGAUGCCUACGAAUUCGACGUGCCUGUUCUCCAUGUCCAGUCGGUGAUGAAUGGCCAGCCUGCCCAGGCCGACCUCUCCGACGCGAGGAAGCUUUUCCACCGAUUCACAGAGCAAGAGGUUGAACAACAAGUGGACGAGGCGGAAAAGGAAGUCGCGUGA